GCGCCAGUUUGAAGUAAACUCCUUCUCUGGAUGUGCAACAUUUUCUUCUUCUAUUAAAAAAAAAAUUACAAUUAUUUAAUCCCUCAAAUUUUAAAUAAAAAAGCGAAAUUAAUAACAAAACAAAAUUAUCAAAUUAAUAGCCUUUAAAAAUUGUAAAAAAAAAAAAUAUAUUUUUCGAAAAAAAAGCUUGUGCCAGUUGUGAAUAAAAUCAACAUGUGUAUCAUCAUUGAUUCCCACGAGCAAGAAAGGUGCAGCUACUGUGUAGGAAGUUAAAUAAAAUUAUAAAAAAAAAAUUUAUUGGAAAUGCUGCACUGUCAUAAAUCUGGAUCACAUAAAAACCAAGUCAAAUUGUGAAAUGAUAAAUGACAAAUAAUAAAAAUAAAUUGAUUCUAAUGACAAUUAGCACGAAUGUGAAAUCACGCAUAAAAAUAAGUAGAUAUAUAUAAAUAAAUAUUUAAACCGAUGACCAUUACCUGUCUUUUUUUAUACACAUUAAAAUUUUUAUCUAAUUAAUAGCCAUUAGCCAGAGCUACCGAUCAGCAAACACGUAGGAGUCAUCGUGUGGCCUUUUUUGAUAACACCUAAAUUUACAUUAUCAUUAUUUGAUUUAUUUAUUUAAUUUUUUUUCAAAUAAAUUAAAUUAUUUACUUUAUAAUUACUAUCAUUUUUUAAUACCACCAUCUUUUUUAUAUUUUUAUUAUUAUUUUAAAUAAUAUAAAAAAAAAUAUUUUCUUGUUAUUUUUUUAUGUCAGAUUUAUCGUGAUAAUCGAAUCGAACAUCGUUAGGCACUCCAAUUUUAUUGACUCAAAAAAAAAAAAAGGGAAAGAUAAUACAAAAAAAGAUACGUCUAAAAGAAAAGGGAAUCGUUUAUUCUCAGAUGCCGAUAUAAUAACUGAGUUUUUUGUAAGUUUUUUUUUUUUUUUUUUUGUGACAAGGUCAAAUAUCAAGGAGCUUUUUUCCCAAACUAGCUACACUAAAAAAAAUAAAGAUAAAUAUAACAUUUGUAUAAUUAUCAUCUGUUUGAUCUAUUAAAUAGAAAUAGAGAAAAAAAAAAAAAUAAUUUAUAUAUAUUUUUCUAAGUCAUCCUGAAGCUUGUUAUAAAUUAACAAAAAAAGUUUCACCUAGUUUUUUGAAUAUUUAAAUAAUAUUAUAGUAAAAUAAUUGAAAUAUAAAUAUGAGAGAAUGAAAAAUAAUUUGUUUAAUUGAAUUGAUUAUUAAUUUUAAUUGGUAAAAAGAAAAAAAAUAAAUAUAUUAAACUGAUUGGUCGACUUCAGAGGCGUCAUACGACGCCAGUAUUAGUUGGUGGUGUUGGUGGUGGUGAGGUAUCAUCAUCAUCAUCAAAAAUGAGUCCAAAAGGACAAACUCAAGAUGUACCAAAAAUGGAAGUACGUGUAUCAUGUAUAACAACACCUGGUGCUGAACCACAAGGUAUACGUGUUAAAAUACCAGAACCUAAAAAACGUCCAAUAAGUCCAAUAACAUGUAAAACAACAACAUUAAUACGUACAAGAUGUCCUUCAAUGAGUGAAAAAGAUUAUUAUAAAAAAACACCAUCAUUUGAUCGUCGUGAUAGAUAUACAACAUUAUCUGGUGCUGAAAUAAAACAGCUAUCAUCAAUAAAUGAUGAUAAUAAUAUAUUUAAUAAUACAAGACAUAAAAGACAUUUAAUGUUUGAUAGAAAAAAUCGUUUUCCAACAUUAACUGGUACAGAAUUUAAAAAAACAUUAAAAAUUGGUAAAUGUCCACUUGAAGAUGGUUUGGAUCUUAGUUUGGCACCUUGGCCUGGUAUGAAAUGGACAUGUGUCAGGGUAUUACAUCUUUAUUGUAAAAUAUUUGAUCAAAUUGGACUAUUUGAAUUAAUUGUUAGAAAAAAUUGUACGAGUUGCAAGUGUCCAAAGGAAUCUCACGAUGUGUGUCACGAAGAGUGGGUGUCAGUUCGAGCAAGAUUGGGCCUAAAAGGUGAGGGACCAAACAAUCAUGUUGGUCUUGAUCCACGUGAAAGAGGCUUGGCAUGGGCACCACCAGGUCUAUCACCAAACAAGGUGGAUGAGUAUUUUUCAUUAUUACCAGAAAUAUCAGUUCCACGACUUGGUACACCUGGUGAACGUUAUCGUGAUCGUCAAUUAUCAACUCAAUUACCAAAACAAGAUCUUGCAAGAGCAUAUUGUCGACAUUUAGAUACAAAAAAUUCAGCAAGUGCUGAUGAUUUUAUGGCAGCUAGAAAUGAAAUUGCACUUGAUAUUGGUAGUGUACAAGAAAUAUGUGAAAGAAAUCAGGAAUGUGCAGAGUGUCAUGAAUCAUUAAAAUAUGGUAGCCUUGGUGUUAUUGCUAGUAAACUUGGACAAUUUUAUCAUCCAUCAUGUUUUAAAUGUACAUGCUGUAAAGAACUUCUUGUUGAUCUUGCUUACUGUGUUCAUGAUGAUUUACUUUACUGUGAAAGACAUUAUGCAGAACAACUCAAACCAAGAUGUGCUGCAUGUGAUGAGUUAAUUUUCAGUGGGGAAUACACAAAAGCAAUGAACAAGGAUUGGCACAGCGGUCAUUUUUGUUGUUGGCAGUGCGACGAGUCGCUGACCGGUCAACGUUAUGUACUGAGAGACGAACAUCCUUAUUGCAUAAAUUGCUACGAAAGUGUCUUUGCCAACAAUUGCGAGGAGUGCGGCAAGAUCAUAGGCAUAGACUCCAAGGAUCUAUCUUACAAGGACAAGCAUUGGCACGAGGCAUGCUUCCUUUGCUUCAAGUGCAGAGUUUCACUGGUAGAAAAACAAUUUGGAAGCAAGGGAGACAAAAUUUAUUGCGGCAAUUGUUACGAUACCCAAUUUGCAAGUCGUUGCGAUGGUUGCGGCGAAAUUUUCCGUGCUGGCACGAAAAAGAUGGAAUACAAGACGAGACAAUGGCACGAAAAAUGCUUUUGUUGCGUUGUAUGCAAAAAUGCCAUUGGAUUGAAAAGCUUCAUACCACGUGAACAAGAAAUAUACUGUGCUGGUUGUUAUGAGGAUAAAUUUGCAACUCGUUGUAUCAAAUGUAACAAGAUUAUAACAAGUGGUGGUGUUACAUAUAAAAAUGAUCCAUGGCAUAGAGAAUGUUUUACUUGUACAAAUUGUGACAAUUGUUUGGCUGGUCAACGUUUUACAUCAAGAGAUGAAAAACCAUAUUGUGCUGAGUGCUUUGGUGAAUUAUUUGCCAAAAGAUGUACCUCAUGCACCAAGCCAAUAACUGGCAUUGGUGGCACACGUUUUAUUUCAUUUGAGGAUAGACAUUGGCACAAUGAUUGUUUCAUUUGUGCUGGAUGUAAAAGUUCACUUGUUGGUCGUGGAUUUAUAACUGAUGCUGAUGAUAUUAUUUGUCCAGAGUGCGCCAAGGUAAAACUCACAACAGAAUAAGUCAAAAAGAGAACAAGAGAGCGAGAGAGAGAAGAGAGAUAAAAUUAAAAAACAACGAUUAAUGAAAAGAUAAAAUAUGAUAACGAAUCAAAAAGAAAAUAUAGCGAGAGUAAAUAAAAGAGAUGGAAUUAUUAAUAAUAAUAAUUUAAAAAUAAAUGGUUGUCAAUUUAAAAUAUUUAUAAUCUCGCUACGAUUUAAACAGCCAUAAUAAAAGAAAAAAAAAAAAAAAACAAUUAUCCUCACAAUCAUUUUACAUAGUACACUUUAGUUUUUAUUAUUAUUUUUUUUUUUUGGUCAUGAAGAGUUUUUAAAAUUACAUUUUUAUUUAAUACAUUGAAAGUAUUGUUUUUAUUUUUUUUUUUUAAAUCGUAGCGAUAUUAGUCAUUUAUUAAUUGUAAUAGUCAUUUUUAAUUUCGACUUUCUAUAUAAUGUUUUAGGUGUGUAAUUUCUUUAUAAUUAUUACAACGAGUCUGAAUGAAUUAAUCUUAAAAAAAAAUGUCUCAAAGAAUAACUCAAAUUCAUUCAGGCUCAAAAAUUGUGUAUGAAAUAAAAAAAAAAAAGGAAAAAGAAAAAAAAAAUGUUUAAAAUAUAAUCAUAAUAAAAAUAAUAUAAAUAAAAUUAUUUGUCAUAUAUUGUAACUUGAUAUCAUGAUGGGAACAACCCGCAGAUGCCUUAAAUAUUAUCAACGAAUAAUUGAAUUUCAUUUAUAUAUUAAUUCAUAUAUUGUGUUUAAUUAAACAAAAACAAAAAUACGAUCAAGUCGAUGAGAGCAAACAAUGUGUUAUUAAUUUUAUUAUUCCUUUUUUUUUUUAUUUAAAUAAUACUAGAAAUUAAUUGCUGCUACUAAUAUUUGUCAUUGUUAAUUUUUAUAUUUUUAAAAAUCGAAAUGAUGGAAAAAAAAAUCGAAAUUUUUGAUUGUUAUUAUUUUUUAUUAUUUCAAAAUGUUUUGAAUUAUUAUUUUGUGCAGUUGAAUAUUAUUUUAAAAGUUACUUUUUUAUAGUGUGCACUCAUCGAUGCACGUCAUCAAAAAAAAAAAUGAUAAAUAUAUUGACAAAAAGGUGCUGUAUUAAUCAUCGAAAUACAAGUGAUUUUAAUUUAAUUAUAUUAUUUUUAAAUGAAAA
Molecule: messenger RNA, 4504 nt
Organism: Aphidius gifuensis
Lineage: Eukaryota; Metazoa; Arthropoda; Insecta; Hymenoptera; Braconidae
Gene: Lmpt
Product: four and a half LIM domains protein 2
Exons: 9
Coding region: 1344-3383 (679 amino acids)
Cellular component (GO): nucleus; Z disc
Molecular function (GO): zinc ion binding; transcription coregulator activity
Source: RefSeq, a predicted model, not a curated record